UUGGUCCGUGUAAGCAAUGCAACAAAAAACACAACAAUCUACUUCAUGAUAAAUGUGACGAUAGCGCGAGUGUAUCCACCUCGCCAGUCGUUGCGCAUAAUUCUCAGGCAUCGUCACAGAAUACAACUAGUGGUAAGUCUUUACAUACUGCCACAUUACAUUCUGCAUCUCAUACGACACAUCAGAGCACUACUCAUUCAUUAUUAGAGACUGUCCUGCUGUCUACAGCUUUAGUUGAGGUUGCAGAUAAAAGCAAUAACUAUCACACUACUCGCGCUUUACUAGAUAAUGGUAGUCAGCAUUCCUUUAUAGCGGAAUCAUUAUGUAAACGACUUAAACUCAAUUUAAUACAGUCCACUGUGCAAGUCUCCGGAGUAGGUAACUCGGUGACUAAUUCUACACAAUCUUGUGAAAUUAAUUUGAGAUCUAAAACUACACAAUAUAACACACGCAUGAAGUGUUUAGUUUUGAAUCAAAUAACAGCUCAAUUACCAUGUUUAGGUACAACUUCAAACAUAAAUAUCCCUGAUCAUGUACAGUUAGCUGAUUCGGAAUUUUAUUCGCCAUCAGAAAUCGAAUUAUUAAUUGGGGCAGAUAAAUUCUGGGAACUUUUAACUGAUGGACUGAUUCGCCUAAGUAGUGGUCCAUAUCUUCAGAAUACUCAGUUAGGAUGGGUAAUAUCUGGCCCAUUGCUGAAUAAAAAAACUUCACGCAACAAUCGAGUUCAAUGCAAUUACUCACAAUCAUUAGACGCUCAACUUAGGAAAUUCUGGGAGCUAGAAGAACUACCUCCGCAAAAUAAAUUAACUAAUGACGAGUCUUUGUGUGAAAACUUGUUUUUACAAACUACGUACCGCGAUAACACGGGUCGGUUUUUUGUGCGCAUUCCAUUAGCCGAGCCCAGCGAUACACUGGGAGAUACGUAUGCGCUCGCACUUAAUCGCUUUCACGCACUUGAACGAAAAUUAGAUAAAUCUACGCCUGAAUAUAAAAGGUUAUAUUGUGAUUUCAUGAAUGAAUAUUUGAGUUUAGGUCACAUGAGUCGAGUCAAUUCUUAUCCAUCACCAAAUUAUUUUCUACCGCAUCACGGUGUUUUAAGAAUUCAUAGUAGCACUACGAAACUUAGGGUUGUUUUUGAUGGUAGUGCGAAGUCAACUUCGGGUAAAUCGCUUAACGAUAUUCAGCAUAUUGGCCCUAGUUUACAUAAUGAUGUUUUCUCAAUCUUGUUACGAUUUCGUCAAUUUAGAUUCGUUGCAUGCGCCGACGUCGAGAAGAUGUUCCGGCAAAUUAAUCUACAACCGGAUCAAAGAAAUCUUCAAUUAAUUAUUUGGCGAGAAAAUAAAUCCGAUGAACUCGGUGUAUUUCAGCUUAAUACGGUGACAUACGGUACCGCGUCCGCUCCUUAUCUAAGCAUUCGUUGCAUCAAACAGCUGGCGUCGGAAUGUAAGGAUGACGUCAUAAAACAGGUUAUCAACGAAGAUCUGUUUGUCGAUGACCUAAUUACAGGUAAUGAUGAUAAACAAUGUUUAUUAGAUAUUUGUACCAAAGUAAAUGAUACUUUAAAAUCUGGUUGCUUCCAUUUACGUAAAUGGUUGUUUAAUUCGGAAUCAUCUACAACAGAUCAACAAAAAGAUUUAUCUUUAGGAGAAAAUUGUUUAACUAAAACUCUGGGUAUUGGUUGGUUAAAUUAUUUAGAUUUAUUAUAUUUUACGACAAAAAUUGAUCAAAACUUUACUCAUGUGACUAAGCGCGUUAUCUUGUCCGUUGUUUCACAGGUGUAUGACCCAUUAGGCUUGUUAUCACCCGCAAUUAUAAUUGUGAAAAUACUUUUACAGAAACUAUGGCUUUGUAAAUUAAGUUGGGACGAUCCAGUACCAAAUGAUAUUCUGUCUACGUGGAAAAACUUUAUUGCCACUCUUCAACACUUACAAGACAUAAAAAUUCCUCGUCAUGUCAGGGAAAUAAAUACAAAUUAUACAGAUUUACACAUUUUUUCGGAUGCAUCACAGGAUGCAUAUGGUGCAUGUGCCUUUAUAAGUACAUACAAUGACAACUCACCAGCUACAGUUAGGAUACUUUGUGCCAAGACCAAAGUCGCACCAAUUAAGCCAGUCACAAUACCGCGUCUUGAGCUGUGCGGAGCGUUAGUUGGUGCCAAGCUGUAUCAAAAAAUUGUUCAGUCAUGGAGAUUGAAAUUUAACCACAUAUAUUUUUGGUCUGACUCAAUGAUUGUCAUAAAUUGGAUUAAAAUGUCACCUAAUUUGUUAAAAACGUUCGUGCAGAACAGAGUCGUGCAAAUCAACGAACUGACUGGUGAGUUGCCGUGGUUACAUGUUGCUGGUAAAGACAACCCGGCUGACCUCUUAUCUCGCGGGCUCACGCUCGACGCGCUUCAAAGUACAGAUAUUUGGUGGCACGGGCCAGCAUUUUUAAAGGAUAUGCACAUGAAUUUUAAAUAUGACAACCAGAAUGAAAUUAUAAAUUUAAACGAUUUACCAGAAAUGAAAUCAAAGGUUUUAUUUACACAGUCGACUUAUACUAGUAUUUUUAUUUUCGAACGUUUUUCAAAUUUUAAUCGCAUGAGACGUGCAGCCGCUUACGUGUUACGAUUCAUUAAUAAUGCACGAAUUAAAAGUAAAACGGAACGUAGCAUUGGUCCGUUAACGGCUGAUGAAUUAAAUAAAUCAACGUUAGUUUUAGUACGCUUAGCACAACAUGCAUCAUUUGCAGACAUUUUGAAUCAAUUGAUAAAUAACUUACCUGUAAAGUCGAUGAGAAACAUAUCUAGUCUUGAUGUGUUCUUGGAUUCUGAUCGCAUUAUAAGAGUGGGAGGUAGAUUAGUAAAUUCACGCACCUUCCCAUACAGUAAAAAACACCCUAUAUUGUUAUGUUCAAAACAUACCUUCACGCGACUACUUUUUCAAUUUGAACACAAACGUCUACUCCAUGCUGGUCCACAGCUUCUCUUGGCUACUAUCAGAGAGAGUUGGUGGCCACUCAGGGGUCGUGAUUUAGCUAAGCAGACGGUACAUAAGUGCAUUAUAUGUACUCGCCAGAAAGGGAAGGCACUAUCAGUAAAAAUGGGUAACUUACCCUUUGAGAGAUUGGAACCGGGGUAUCCUUUCUUGCGCUGCGGUGUGGAUUAUGCGGGACCUAUGUUUAUAUUGAAUCGGAAGGGAAGGGGUUCAAAACUUGAAAAAUGUUAUGUGUGCCUAUUCAUAUGCUUUACCACUCGAGCGAUACAUCUAGAAUUGGUCACAAGUUUAACUUCUGAGGCGUAUUUACUUGCUUUAAAAAGGUUCCUAUGUCGUCGCGGAAAACCCGCUUAUAUAUUUUCCGAUAACGGAAAAACAUUCGUAGGCGCACUCAAGGAAUUUUCAGAUUUUUUAAAUCAUAGUGAAAAUGAUAUUUUAAAUUUUGCAGCAAAUGAAAAUAUUAAGUUUAGCUUUAUACCUCCGUACUCCCCACAUUUUGGAGGUUUGUGGGAGGCAGGGGUCAAAUCUUUUAAAUAUCAUCUCCGUCGCGUAGGAAACGUUAACCUCACGUAUGAGGAAUUUUCAACAUUAUUAGCACAAAUUGAAGCCCUCCUCAACUCCAGACCUAUGUAUCCCAUGUCUUCAGACCCAAACGACCUACUCCCUCUUACACCAGCCCAUUUUCUGAUUGGCCGGCCGCUCACUGCACCUGCCUGCGAAGACCUCACAGCUUCGAAUACAUCACGCCUGGUCCGCUACGAGCGCAUCGAACAAAUGAGGCAAAAUUUUUGGAAACGCUGGUCGCAGGAGUACGUUUCGGAACUGCAGACAAGGACCAAAUGGCAGUACAACACCGGCACAAUAGCACCCAAUACAUUAGUGCUCAUCAAAGAUGACAAUUUGCCACCCUUAAAAUGGCGUCUUGGACGAGUCAUAACCACUUUCCCUGGGAAGGAUGGACUAGCACGUGUAGCUGACAUCAAAACAGCUAACGGAGUAAUACGACGGUCAUACCCCAGAUUGUGUCCGCUACUACAGGAGGAAGAACCUUAACUUCUCCCAACUUCUACUUCUGCGUUGGAGGCUGUCACUCCAAGGCGGGCGGCAUGUCUACGCAUCGUCAUCAAUCGAACAUGUACCUGCGAUUCCUGCGAGCCCCACUAGAUGGCGUUACGAUUUUAGUUCCAAAUUCCUCCGCGCGCCGCGCCUCAGGCACUUGCAAAUUCGCUCGACAC
Molecule: messenger RNA, 4210 nt
Organism: Helicoverpa zea (corn earworm)
Lineage: Eukaryota; Metazoa; Arthropoda; Insecta; Lepidoptera; Noctuidae
Exons: 1
Coding region: 453-4028 (1191 amino acids)
Biological process (GO): DNA integration
Molecular function (GO): nucleic acid binding
Source: RefSeq, a predicted model, not a curated record